AAUGGUGGAAGAUAAAUGUACAUAGUAAGAUAGUAUCCAUGAUUGUGGAUAAAAAUGAAAUUCUCUGUAAGUAAUCUGGCAUGUACCUAGGCUUGCUAGAAGUUUUCCUUUAGCUCUAAAUAACUUGAAAGAAUGAAGUUUAAAUUUAAAGUUUCCAUGCAUGAUUCAUAAGUACUUGAUCUAAAAUCUGAAUUAAGCUUCACUGAAGGUCAGUGUGUUGAACUAGAGGCUACAGAUUUCUCAAUUAGGAGAUAGGCCACUUCAUCUUUUACAUCAUUUACAGAGUGAAAAAGCACUCCUUCCUCUGUCAAUCUUCAUUUUUAAAUAGUAUCUAAAUCAAAAUAGAACAUAUCACUUCAAAAUGUUUAGAGGUAUCUAAUUAUGCAUUUUGUCUGGAUGUUUUCCUUUGCGUAGAGAACUGCCCUGUAGGACUGUUCCGAUUUCCUCAUUAAGUUUACUUCCACCCCAAAUAGUGUUUAUGGCUAGAUAUAAACUGCUUAGUAGGAACUGAAUGCCAUUUAAAGUAUGGAGUUUUCUAGUUUGAUGGCUAUGUGGUCAAUCAAGUACCAAAUAGCUGGAGUUUAAUGAAGCAUGUGACUUUGAUUUAUCUUUGCAGACCUGAUAUUUGCAAUUUCGUUGGUGACUCAGUGCCUUAAAUCCUAAUAGUGUAAGGUAGUAUCAUACAGCACAGAUUCUGGAGUUAGAAACACCUAGUAUCAAAUCUCAAAUUUGCUUCUUUCCAGUUGUGCCCUAGUCAGCAGGUAAUCUGAUUUUUUACAUCCCAGUUUCCACUUUUGUGAUGUAAUGAUAAGAGAACUUACUUCUUGAGGUUGUCAUAAGUGGAAAAUGUAUGGAAGUACUCAUCCUUGGUCUCCGGCAUUUAGUAAACACUCAAUAAAUGCAAGUGACAUACCUUGUGAUUUAUCCAAAUGUUACGGAUUAGUGUUUAAUUGUUAAGUAAAAUGAAAUAUAUUUAAAGCAUAUAUGAGUAUUGCUUUAUUGAAUUAUUAAUUAAAGUUUAUAAGUUAAGGAGGACAUGGAGAAAGAAAGUCCAUAAAAAGAAUUUUGUGCCUUAUGGUUUUUGGAAUUUGUACUGUGUGGCUCGUAUCUAUUUUACUCUUUCUUAUUCAAGGACUUUUGUCAUGUGUUAUCAAAUGUAACCAAUGGUCAUUUUCUUUGUUAUAGGUCCUAUUCAUAUAAAGUGUGUUGAUCAUAUAAUCAUAAAUGUAUCUUUUUAGACUUUAACUAAUAGUCAUAACGUAUCUCUCUUUCUUACUAAUUAGAGACUCUGACUAAUAUCUAACAUGCUUGUUCUCUUCUUCUUGUGCAAUCUUUCCUGGGUACCAGCGGCUGCUUCAAAGAAUAAAGCUAAAGGCAGCCAAGGGCAGUUUCCACUAACACAGAAUGUAACGGUUGUUGAAGGCGGAACUGCAAUUUUGACCUGCAGGGUUGAUCAAAAUGAUAACACCUCCCUCCAGUGGUCAAAUCCAGCUCAACAGACGCUGUACUUUGAUGACAAGAAAGCUUUAAGGGACAAUAGGAUUGAGCUGGUUCGGGCUUCCUGGCAUGAAUUGAGUAUCAGCGUCAGUGAUGUGUCUCUCUCCGAUGAAGGACAGUACACCUGUUCUUUAUUUACAAUGCCUGUCAAAACUUCCAAGGCCUAUCUCACUGUUCUAGGUGUUCCGGAGAAGCCUCAGAUCAGCGGAUUCUCCUCCCCAGUGAUGGAGGGGGACUUGAUGCAGCUGACCUGCAAAACGUCUGGUAGUAAACCUGCGGCUGAUAUCAGAUGGUUCAAGAACGACAAGGAGAUUAAAGAUGUAAAAUAUUUAAAAGAAGAGGAUGCGAAUCGCAAGACAUUCACUGUCAGCAGCACCCUGGAUUUCCGAGUGGACCGCAGCGACGACGGCGUGGCGGUCAUCUGCAGAGUAGACCACGAAGCUCUCAACGCCACCCCUCAGGUGGCCAUGCAGGUGCUAGAAAUACACUAUACACCAUCAGUUAAGAUUAUCCCAUCCACUCCUUUUCCACAAGAAGGACAGCCUUUAAUUUUGACUUGUGAAUCCAAAGGAAAACCACUGCCAGAACCCGUUUUGUGGACAAAGGAUGGCGGAGAAUUACCAGAUCCUGACCGAAUGGUUGUGAGUGGUAGGGAGUUAAACAUUCUUUUCCUGAACAAAACGGAUAAUGGUACCUAUCGAUGCGAAGCCACAAACACCAUUGGCCAAAGCAGCGCAGAAUAUGUUCUCAUUGUACACGAUGUUCCCAACACUUUGCUUCCCACUACUAUCAUCCCCUCCCUUACCACUGCAACAGUCACAACCACUGUAGCCAUAACAACCAGCCCAACCACAUCUGCAACCACCAGCAGCACCAGAGAUCCCAAUGCUCUGGCUGGCCAGACUGGCCCUGAUCAUGCUCUUAUAGGAGGAAUAGUGGCCGUCGUUGUAUUUGUCACGCUGUGUUCUAUAUUUCUGCUUGGUCGAUACCUGGCAAGACAUAAAGGAACGUAUUUAACAAAUGAAGCUAAAGGAGCUGAAGAUGCACCAGAUGCUGACACAGCCAUUAUCAAUGCUGAAGGCAGCCAAGUCAAUGCUGAAGAGAAAAAAGAAUAUUUCAUUUAAAAUGCAGGCCGAGAUCUGAGUUUUACUUAUCAGGCUGGCUGCUGGAGAAAACUGGCUGUCAUCUUCCGGAAUUUAUUUGUACCAUCUUCUGCUACCCUUAUUCACUUCCAUACCGUCCUGUUCUCAGUAGCCAGUGCAUACCAACAAUCAGCUGUCGAAAGCAUCAUUCUUUAAUUACUGUACCAUCCAUAAUGCAGGACACUUCUUACUGCCUAAAUUCCACACCAUUGCUCUUUUAACAUACAGUGCUUGAAUAUACAGCCUUAACAAUGUUAAUCAUCUCCUUGGAUCAUGGUAUUGAAUUGUUUUUAUACAUUGAAAAAAAUGUAUGCAGAGGUUUUUUGCCCUCAUUUUUUUCCCUCUAAAUCAUAGACAUUGUCACUUUGCCAUUGAACAGUUUCCACAGGAACAGGAUUAGGUAACGACCUAAUGUGCUUAAGUUUAAUCAGAGAUUAGAGGUGUACAAACAAUGUUUUCUACUUGUCUAUCCUCAAAGACAUUUUGGAAACAUAUGCCCUAGGAAACACUGCAGUAUAGAUUCUGGAAUGUUUGAGAUAUACUAGUAAAGCUGUAUCAACUUGCUAUUUAAAAAUAUAGUAUUUGAUACAGGAGCCAUGUGUAUGAAUUGCAAUCACGACAUGACAUCUUAUAUAAUUACAUAGAUCCCACCACUAGGUUAUUUUAGCUUCAUUUACCAAUAAAUUCUUACAAACAUUCUACUGCUUGAAGAAUCACAAAGAUUUCAUUCGUCUAAUUUGAUUCUAUAAUUUAUUUGCUCCACAAGGACUCACCUGCCUAAACAAAAUGGAAGUAUCCAUAGGGCACAAUUUUGAGACAUUUUAGUAUCUGUAUAUAGUGCAUAUAAUAAAUCCAAUUAAACAUUAUUUGAUACAUAUUUAACUUUUUUGGCUGUAGGUAAUUCAGUCAUAAGUAAGCAUUUUCUAAUGUCCAUUAUAUCCCUUUAGAUAUUACUUAAACCAAUAUUAUAAGUAGAUAACAUGUAUUAGUAUUUUUGUCUGUAUGUCCUAGCACUGUUCAACAACAAAUUUUUCUAGUUCUUGUUAAUUUUGAUUUGUUAUACAAUGGAAGCACAAUGUUAUAAGGAAAGGUAAUUUUAAGCUAACAACCAGUGCACAGCCUCAGGUUUUAAAUUACAACCACAGUUGAAUAAUAACCUAAAAAUAAACUCUUAGUUUGCUAAAAAUUUACAAAUUUUAAUUUGGCAGUUCCAGAGCUGCUCACCUAUGUUGGUUUGCCAAAAAGAUAUGUUUAAGAUAUGUUUUCUGUAUAAAUGAGCUAAUCCUUUAUAUUAAAUUCCUGUCUAUGCAUUUUGUGAGGUACAAACUUAUGAAACAGUGAGUGAUAGAGAAAUUUCUGCCAUGCUUUUUACUCCAAGGUGAAAGUCUCUUUCUCUGGAUUAUUUCUGAAAUUUUGGUGUAUUUAACCAUUAAGAAAUGCUGUAUUCUUAAAUAUGACACAGAGUCAAUCUAAAGUCGUAUUAUUUCUUCUAGUCAAAUACAAUAUUGCUAGAUUAGUUCUCAUUAAAUUUAUUAUAUACUAAAGAUUAAAAAUCCAGUUAGAUAAAAAUUAUUUUCCCAUUCACAAGCAUUGCACCUUUAAGAAGAAAAUAAAUAUGACGAUAUGGUAGCUAUACUUGUGAUGUCUGAAAGCACGGUGGCCUAUGGUUUAAAAAUAUCUUGGAAUUUAUUUUUGGGAAAUGAGAAUGGUUGAGUAUGACAUCAUGUGUUAAUAUCAAAUGAAAGACAAGGGUGCUGUGUCUUAGAUUAUUUAUCAGAAAAGUAUAAAUCUUUUAAAGACAACGUUAGAAUUUUUAAAUUGUUUUUUUUUUGAUUGUUGAAGCAUUUAUCUUGUUGAUUUCUUACAAAAGAAAAAGGACGAUGUCAGUCAAGCAGCACUUUUUCAGAAUAUACAGAACAUAAAUAAUAUGAUGUGGUUGAGUGUUAACAUAAUAAAUCAUAUACAGUAUGACAUUUUAAGGAAAUAAGUCUGCAUUGAUGUGAUUGCAUGCUUGUUUUUACAGUUCACUCCAUACCAUCUGUGGAAAAAUGCAAUAAUAUGUUAAUAUAGUAUGGUAGUUUGAGAGAAUCAGGUAGGUGCUACUAGACACAUUGAAACUAGAAUAGGUUUAUAAACUGUUCAUAUCUUUCAAUGCAUAAUCUUUAGAAAGACAAAGCAAAAUUCAUCCUGUUAGUAAAAAAUGGAAAGGUUCUUAUUACAGAAGUAGGUGGUAUAAACUGCAUCAUCAAUUGCUAUUUAAAGCCUAAUUUCAGGAUGCACUUACAAAAUUGCUACUCUUCAUCGAUGCUGUAUUUACAUCCCUCUUCAUCUCGUCUAUAUUCUACUUGGCUCCAACUGCUAAAUUGUUGCCUAAAUAACUGAAUCAUUAUUUAUAGCACUGUAAAAUUAGAGAUCCAAAAUUGGUUGCAUUGCAAGAUUUUUUGACUCUUUUAACCCUUUAGAGUAAUAUAAAAACUCAUUAGAACUCUUUAAAAGAAACUAACUGGUGUAUUAUGUGAUUCAUAGGCUCUAAUCCAAAUGUUUUGCUGGUUAAAAUAAAUAGAUUUGAAUUAGGUAUCAUUUUUAGUUAAUGAAAAAAAUAGCAAUGGAAUUAUAUUUUCCUAUCUUUAAAAAAAUAUUUGAUUUCCACCAAACAAAAGAAAUUGUAAACAUUCUGCUCAUUUCUAUAAAAUCAGGAAAAAAUAUGAAAUAACAUUUCUAAAUGGAAUCAUGUCAAUUGCAGUGUCUGAAAUGUGAACACUCGUAUGCACAGGGAGUCCAAUUCUAUCUCUGCUGGGUGAGCACAGUAGCUACGGAACUCGUUGGAAGGCAUGUGAACACAGUCACACCCCUAGUAGAAUAUGGAACGUUGUUCUUUACCCACGGUAGCUAUUCUCUGCCAGUGUACUGUUUACAGUGUAGAUUGAUUGUCCUCCAUCAAAAAAGUGUAAACAGCAGUCUUCUUUUCCUUUUUUCCAUUUUUGAGUGUCCUAGAUAGAAUGAUUAUCAAAAUUAGGGAAAAAAAGGAAAGUUUGUGAGUGCAAGAACAAAGACAGAGAGCAUGAGCAGAGUAUUGAUGUGUGUGUGUGUGUAUGUGUGUAAUUGAGAGAGAGAGAGAAAAAAAGAGAGAGAGAUUUCAACUUGUUUUCUUUUACCAGAGAGUCCAAGAAGCAGUUUAAGGAACUUGAUUUUGGAGUUUAGUCUAGAAACUGGAUGAACUCGUAUUGAUUCAAGAUGCUUAAUAUUGCAUUGAAACUCCACAAUUAGAAUAACAAAUAGAAAAAGAAAAAUAACUCUCCUAAAUAUGGCAAAGAAGCUAACACCUCAUUUAUUUUUAUUUCUUUGUAAAAAUAUAAAUAUCUCAGUUAAAAGGACAGGCUCACUUGUAAUUAUGUACUCAUGAUUGUAACAGCAUUGAGAUUCCAUAUAGGCACAUGUACAGCAGCUGUCUAACGGUGACGGUUCUUCCAUGUAACAUAGCAGUUAUCGUGUAAUUUAGUGCCACUUAUUGCAAAGUGUUACCAAGGGGAACAUUUAAAAUCCUUUUCCUUUUCCUUUGGACAUCAGGAUAAUUUAAUGAAUGAUAAAUGUGAAAUUUUGUGUUAUGCUUUUUAAUUGUGGAGAAAAUGAAAACUUCAUAUCUUGCUGCAACUUCUCAUGUUGCUAAUUACUUAGAACCCUCUACAAACGCCCAAUAUUAUCCCCCUUUGCAAAUGGUAAUCUAUGAUGAAUAUACAAAACAAAACAAACAAACACAACUGCCAACCACAGCUGAAAUAAAUGAAACAUCUAACGAGAAUUACUGAGUAAUGCUUUUUAUUAAGUGGCACAAAGUACACACUAAAAACUAUGCAAAAUAUAGGUAACUACAGUGUACGUACAUGUAAGUAUCUUGUACUUGCUGUGUAUGGAUGUUGGAAACCCAUGUAAUUAUAAUAUGCAUUUUGAAUAUUGGGAAAGAGGAAAUCUUAGUGUAGAUAAUAGAAUUUGUUUUGAAGUAUACACUGGCAAUAUUGAAAUAUACUCAGUGCAAUAUCUGCAAUUCUAUUGCUGGAUACUUAAUGCAAAGGGAUUUUAAAGAAUUCUUCAACAAAAUACGUGAGGUUGCUAAUCUUCCCCUCCCAUAUACUAAAGCAUUAAUUAAAAAUACAACUGACUCAACAACAUGUUCAGUUUUCCUUACUUAAUCAUUAACAUGACACAAUAAAAAUAUUUGGCCUAGUUUUUAGCAUUACUGGAGAGAAAGAAAUAGCCUGAGUUUUAAACUUUGAUUCAUAUCUAACUAAAUUCAGAAUUCUUAAACUUUCUUUGAAAUGUGUGUAUGUUUUAAGGGAUUGUGGUACUUUUAUUAUAAAUACAAAUUUAUUCAGUCAAAGAACAUAGGUUACCUUUAAUAGUUAAAAUCACUCUAAAUGGGAAUUUUUUUAUAUCUUUUCUUUUUCUAUUCAUUAUUUUCCCUUUCUCUCCCUAUUCUACCCCAAACAUGCCCUUUGCACUUAUACCCUUCCAAAGGCAAUGGAUUGAAAGUAGCAAGAUAAUAAAGAGAGCUAAAGGGAACAACAUAUAAGAAUGGGUUCUAAACUCAUCAGCAUUUUUAUGUCUUGAGAUUAUUAAUAUUGAAUGCAAUAGUUAUUGGAUAUAGCUGGUCAGUUCUCUGCCAUGCAUACUUACAAUAAUCCUUCUACCUCUCACUUUUAACAUGGGCUAUGAUACUUCAAUAUAAAUAGAAUAAAUAACGAUUUACAAGAUAUCCCAGGAAGCACUCUUUUGGGACUAUCAUAACAGUCCACUCCCCACCCCCUGGGAAAUCUCAAAAGCCAACUUUUAGUGUAUUCAAUGGUGUAUGGAUCUGCAUUUGAUUUUCCUUUCUAUCAUUAACUUUUCCUGUAGGCAAAAUACGAUAACUUUAUAAGGAUAGUUCUUCUCAUGGCUAUUUAAUAUUUCAAUGUAAUAUAAUUGCGUUGAUUUUUAAAAAAUAAUUUAAAUGGCAACACUUUGCAAUCCAAUAUGACAUUUCAUUUGAAAUUUAAAAUGCAACAAUCUCUUACAAAUUAAUGCUAUGCUUUUAAGUAAAAAUCAUGUAUAUGAUUUAUUUUCCCAAGAAGCGUUAUCUAUGUAAGACAAUUUAGGUAUUUAAAACUGCCUCCUUAUAUCAAAUAAUCCUGAAUAAUUAAUGUAAAGUAUUGCUACAAAGUAUUUCUCACUUUAUUUUGUCUCACAGACAUAAUAUGAAUUGUUCAAAUGAUGUAAUUUAAUUAUCCUAAAAGGAAAUGACACUUAAACGCAGGUUUUCCUCUAGAAAAGAAAGAUACAAGAAAAUAUCUCAAAUUGUGAUGCUGAAUCUAUAAAACAUGCUUAAAGUUAAAGUAAGAUGUUUCUAUGUUAUGUGGUCAUGUGACAAAUAACCGUUAGUCUAAUCCUUACCACCUUUUCCUAAUAGAUAUAUUAGUUACAAGAAAUGUAUGGUUAUUUUGGAGAGAAUGGGCCCAAAUGUGUAAAAGAUGUAAAGAAAAAACACUAUUUUCCCCUAUGAAAUAUAUUGUAUAUUUCAAAAGAAGAAAACUUAAAAGGUAUUUGAAGAUUGCAGGGGCAAAAGAAAAAGCUACCAGGGCUCAGCACUUAAGCACUUUCCCACACCCAGGGUCAGAGCACAGUGAUUCCUACGCGGACUUUUAAGUGCGGUAUGAAACGCCACGUCACACUUCUCUUACACACAGUACUGUCAAACCUCAAAUGUUUUCUUUCUUUAGAUGCUUUUCCUUGUACAUGAUACUAGUAGACAUUUUUCUCUUUAUAUUUGCUGAUAGUGAAAGUUAUAUGCAAUAAAAUAUUUGAUGGUUGAAAGCAGUGGUCACCAGUUGGUUAAAAAAAAUGAAAUGUAAACUGAAUUGUUAUCUAUCCUUUUUGCUUUUUUCUAUGUUUCUAGUGUAUUGAAUGAUUCUCAUAGGAAGAAAAAUAAUUUAGGAAUUUUUCAACACUAGCUCUCUUUCUUCUUAUAAAUGUAUAAAAUUUUAAUCUCUUUACAAAUUUAUUUCACUGUACCUGCUGUACUUAUUGUAGAUUCAAUGAUGCAGUUAAGUAGAAACCUAAGGAUUUCUGAGUUUGGGAUUGCUGACCUAUUUUCUUCAUAUUCAGUUCACAUCAAUAUUUGUGAAUUGGUUGUUUAGCUUUUCAUUCAACCAAAAAAUAUUUCCUCAAGAAAGCUCCAUUUUUAUCAUAAAUAUUUCAACAUAACCAACAUUGGAACAAGUCUGCCAUGUUAAAAAGAAUUUAAAGACUUAUCUCUGAAAAUGGUACCCAGAAACGCAGGUGUUCCCAAUAAUAUAGCCUCAAAAAUAAAAUGUUCUAUUUGUAUGACAUGAAAUUCAUAACUUUUGGAAGGGUAUAUUUAUGACAGCAUAAAAAUAAAUUCUGUGCUGUAAAGAAGAUCCACAAAAAUCAAACAUAUUGCACAGAAGAUUGAGAAAGACAAUUAUUGAAUCUACUGUUAGCAUUUUCAAAAAAACAAAAUGCAUAUUGUAAUAUUAGGUACAUGACACUUGCAUGUUGAUAUGCCUAUAUACUUACAAAGUAUUCAAUGUGUACUUAGUGGCGCUUAAAAUAUGUCAUGUACAACUCUUAUAAACAUUCUUACAGGGUUCCCAUUUGCACUUCAUCUUUCAGUAAAGUCUUGUCAGAAAAACAAUUGUCUGAUACAUAUGGAAAAAUAAAAUUUGAAUUUUAGUUAUCUGUUGGACAUUACUGAAUCGUCUAUUCAUUUAGUUCAUUUUCCUAUUCUUAAAAACAGACAUUGAAAGAUGGAACUUUCUUUUUUUCCCACUGACAGGUUAUAAAAGAUGUUACAAAAUAUAUUCCUUUAUGCCAAACACAUUUUGCAUAUCUUUUUCAACUGCGUACAUUAUCCAUUCAUUUUCGAUUUCCUCAACGAUGCCCAUUUUCCUUGUAAAUUUCUAAGUGGAAGUUUUAAAAAUUAAGCAGUAGUAAAAAUAAAUGUUAACUUAUUUGUACAACAUUUAAUCGUUACUCUUUGGAAUAUAUGAACCUUGUAAUAUGCUGACUAAGGGUAAAAAAAAUGUUGCUGACUUAGGGAAAUUUGCUUGAAAUUGCCAAAAUUUCAAAACUUGUAAAGGUAAUUUUACAUUGACUUAUGUGUGUUUACUAAUGUUGACUAGGAACAGAAGCAAAAAUACUUAAACCUAUUUUUUUUUUUUAAUUUUCACACUCUAACCAGUAUUAUAUAUUUCAACUACCUAAGAUAAUGCAAUUAAUGAUAUAUCCAUCUUAAGCUUAUGCCAAUAAGAAUUUGAGAUAAGCUUUUAAAUUUAUGGAGGAUUUUCUUUGUGUCUUUGGAAGCUCACUUACCAUAAGGUCUUUUAUAGUCUACUUUAAAUAACAGAUUUUGUUAUACAGGGUAAGCCAAAGGCUGUACAAGAAUUAGUGUCAUUGGGUCUGAUAUUUGUGUUAGACCAUGAAAUAUUCCAUUAAAAUUUAUCUGUAAAUACAA
Molecule: messenger RNA, 10143 nt
Organism: Equus caballus (horse)
Lineage: Eukaryota; Metazoa; Chordata; Mammalia; Perissodactyla; Equidae
Source: RefSeq, a predicted model, not a curated record